AUGUCAGCAGAACGAACUGUUGAUAUUAAUGCAGUUUUACAAUCCCUUUGUUUAGCAUUGCCUGUAGAUGGUAAAGUACAUCAGAGGUUAUGGUGUCCUAAUUUUCCAGUGGAUUCUAAGUUCCAGAGGAUAAUGUAUUUAAUUAAUGCGGAAAAAGUUCAAGGAGUUUUUCAGAUUAUUAUUAAAAUUAUCAUCAUUAAAUAUUUAUUCUGUGAUUCGGCUGAAGCAAGACAUUCAUCUCAUGGUGAAGCUUCAAAUCGUUUUGGGUAG
Funneliformis mosseae is the source of this 270-nucleotide messenger RNA. The record is from the annotation of a GenBank genome assembly. Lineage: Eukaryota; Fungi; Glomeromycota; Glomeromycetes; Glomerales; Glomeraceae.